GAUUGAUUGCUAUCCAUGACAGAACUAAGACCCAGUUCUGGACAAGUUCUCUUGACGAGAUCCGCGCACCGGUUGGGUUUCUUAGUGCGCAUUCGAUGUACGCAUAACUUUGAGAAACACUUCCUGUGCCUCCAGCUGAUGGACUCGUUGCCGUUCAGCCACCUAAACGGUGAUUUGGACCAUGAGACCUUGGUGUCAGAUGUGAUGUAUGAGCUGAUAGAUGAUGUAACACUUGGUCUCUGCUUUGAAGUUCACAGGGCCUGUAAAAAUGGCACCCUUUUUCUUGGGGACACAGACCCAAAGUCACAAAGAGAACAUGAGCUGGUUGAUAGAGCAGGAGUGGACGUCUUUGGACACGUUCCCACAAAGAAACAGUUUGAGUGCGUGUGUCCCAACUGUCAAAGAAACCUUGCCGCUUCUCGUUUUGCCCCUCACCUUGAAAAAUGUAUGGGAAUGGGAAGAAACAGUUCCCGUAUCGCCAAUAGGCGACAGGCAGCCAUGGCCAAAGAAAAUGAAUCAAGUCGAAUGUCUGUUCUGGGGGAUGACAGCGCAGAUGAUGACAAUGACUUAGACUGGAGUUACCAUGUUGACAGAAAAAUUAAGAAAUUGAAAAAGGACAAGAGUACCCAUUCUCCAAGACGGAACAAAUUUAACAGAUUCCACAAGAAUGGUGACUCCAGUUCGGACAGAUCUGCGACCCCUGAACCUGGUCUCUCCUACGAACACCUGUCUCAAGAGGAAAGAAAACAGAUUUUAGUGAAUACUUGCGGAGUUAUAUCGGAGCACACCAAGAAAAUGUGUGCCAAAUCUCAAAAAUGUCACCAACAUACUGAUGAUCAAAGGGUGAAAGUUCGGCAGUACUUAUUGGGACAGUCAAUGGUGGUGGACGAGGAUACGACGAUUGACAUUGACAGCCUGGAUGAUGUGGACAGCAGCCAGUCCCUGAGGGACAACCUGUGGGAGGGGGGCUCCAACGCUUCCUCCCCCGCAGACUCCACCUCAACUAACAAUAGUACAGGAUCAAAAAAGAGGAAUGGACCCAAAAGUGCAAAACUAAAAAAAAAGAAGAGUAGGUAUGGCAGUGAUCCGAGGUCCAGCCCAUUUGAUUUUGACUGAGUGAUUGUUUAUAUGUACCAGGAACAUAAGAUCAACAUUGUUAGGGAAUGUUUUAUGAUGAAGACUUUGUUGUUAUUCCGUUGUUAUUUGUUUUCAAUAAAUCAUUUGUUUUCAAAAGUGUUGAAAACUUCAUAUAAA
Messenger RNA from Magallana angulata, 1254 nucleotides. RefSeq names its product ataxin-7-like protein 3. Bases 16 to 1116 code for a protein of 366 amino acids. Gene Ontology annotation, cellular component: SAGA complex; DUBm complex. Lineage: Eukaryota; Metazoa; Mollusca; Bivalvia; Ostreida; Ostreidae. The transcript is spliced from 13 exons. Gene Ontology annotation, biological process: regulation of transcription by RNA polymerase II; positive regulation of DNA-templated transcription. Gene Ontology annotation, molecular function: transcription coactivator activity. The record is from RefSeq and is a predicted model, not a curated record.